Trichobilharzia regenti is the source of this 1456-nucleotide messenger RNA. NCBI's taxonomy places the organism in Eukaryota, Metazoa, Platyhelminthes, Trematoda, Strigeidida, Schistosomatidae. The record is from the annotation of a GenBank genome assembly.
UGCCACUGACGCACAGGGUUUAUAUGUUAUGCUUCCUAAAUGAUUGCAUGGAGGAUUUAAUCAUGAGCUGACAUCAGUUAGAGAACCACUGGAAAACCUGGGAGUACUGGGCAGCUGUUUCGUCCUAGUUUGGGACUCUUCAGCAGUACGCACCCACCGGGAUUGUAGAAUACCACUUGAUUUUUGUUACGUCAUUUAAUUUCAAAAACUGACGAAUUAGUAAAGCACAGCGUCAAGGAUACCUUUCAAUUUGUUGAUAAGAUAAAAAACCUGAAUACAACGACUCUUUACACUUCCUCAACGUCCUACUAACGAGGAGAGAGGAUGGUUCCAUCAAAAGAACCAUAUUUAGAAAGCUAGAGACCAAAGCCCAGUAUACAGAUUUCCUUAGCUUCGUACCGAUGAAAUACAAACGUAAUCUAAUCAGGUGCUUAGCAUUUAGAGCGAGGUCUAUUUGUUCUGAAGAGUGCGUAGAGAAAGAACUCCAGAUCAUCCGAGACAUUCUAAGCGAGAACGGAUAUCCAGAGAAGUUCAUUAAAGCCAACAUAGGUUAUAAUAGCCGUAAACAUGAACUGACAACUGUGGAGAAAAAGCCUCUGUUUUUACGUCUCCAAUUCAAGGGAGAUACUCCGGCGGAGAUUCUAUCCCAACGUUUAACCAGGGCGAUCAAGAAAACUUUCUAUUCUGCACGUCUGUGUCUAUCCUUCACUAGCCCUCCAAUGUUCACCCAGCAACUCAAAGAUGCCUUACCUAACCUUAGCUCUUCUUCAUGCAUAUACCAUUUCAACUGUUCCUGUGGUUCAAGUUAUAUAGGGCGCACGAUUAGGCAGGUUCGUCUACGGGUUCGAGAACACUUACCAGCUUGGUUCAGCGGGGGGGAAAUUAAGUGCAUAAAAAGCUCGAUCCUGUCACACCUGGUCGAUACUGGACAUCGCAUCGAUGUCAACACAGCUUUCAGAGUUAUAUACCGAAUUCCGAAGUCGUUAUCACGUACAGUUCGCUUACGUCUCCUACACAUAGCUGAAGCUGUUGCAAUAAGAUCGACUAAACCGGAACUGUGUAUCCAAAAGGAACACGUCCAGACGCUGUUCCUACCGUGGCCAACCUUGGAUUGAAGAUUUUUCUUCUCACCAAGAGUACUCCUUCCUCUUAAGCCUCUUGGUUUUUUUUUAAUUUGCUUAUUAUUAUAAAUAUUAUUAUUACAGUUAUUAUUAUUCGUCAUAAUUUAUGCCCUUUAUGCAAACAUUCCCUCAAUACUAUCGAAUUUUCAUUUGUACGGACUUAUUAGUGAAACUAUUAUCUGUUUUCUCAAUAUAUGCAUCCACCUGUUUCAUUUAAUAUAUUCGUUAUCUCACUAUGAUCCUCUCAUUCCAGUCUUACUAUAUCAACUGCUUAACUCAGACCACUUUGUACUAGCCACUCACCUGACACCUUUUAUAACCUUGAUCUGAUUUGU